CAAGAAACUUUGAUACAAGAAAGGUACGUGGGGGAAUUGUUUGGUCGGUUCAGUAGAAAAGGAAAUGGAAGACAGUGAUGAAGAGAAGAGCUGCAGUAUAUACCCGAGCUUGGUUCCACUCGGUAGCGAGAUCAAGGCCAGGAUGACGCAGUUUGUGGCGGAAAGGACAGAGGCCAACAUGUGGACGGCUGUGCUAAUUGGAGCUGCGACCGUUGUUUCUGUCGUCGGAAUUGUUGUUUUCCUUCUUUACAGAAGAUACAAACUGUCAAAGGAGGCCGGCGUUCCACACUAUCGCUUUAGGAAGAGAGACAAGGUGAUGUUCUACGGACGAAAGAUCAUGAGAAAGGUCCAGACAUUGUCCUCAGCGCCUGUCUCUGCCUCAAACUCAGCUUCCCGUCAGAGAGUGAGGAAGAGGACCAAAGUCCUUUCUAUAGCUCGCAAGAUCCUGCGCAUCCAAAAGGAGCCCCCCACCCUGCAGCCCAAGGAGCCUCCUCCCUGUCUGCUGGAGGCUGACCUGACUGAGUUUGAUGUGAAGAACUCCAAUCUGCCAUCUGAGGUGCUGUACAUGCUGAAAAAUGUCAGGGUGCUAGGCCACUUCGAGAAGCCUCUUUUCCUGGAGCUGUGUCGCCACAUGGUGCUGAUCCCGCUGCAUCAGGGAGAGGCACUCUUCCGACCGGGUGACACUGACGACAGUAUUUACGUGGUUCAAGAUGGCCGCCUGGAGCUGUGCAUCCAUGAGAGUGAUGGUACAGACGCUGUGGUGAAGGAAGUUUUACCAGGAGACAGUGUUCACAGUUUGCUCAGUAUCCUGGACAUCAUCACUGGCUAUCCUGCACCUUACAAAACAGUGUCUGCAAGAGCUGCAGUUCCCUCCACUAUCCUGCGUCUUCCAGCUGCAGCCUUUCAGUCAGUCUUUGACAAAUAUCCUGAAACUCUGAUCCGUGUCAUCCAGAUAAUCAUGGUGCGUCUCCAGAGAGUGACCUUCCUUGCCUUACACAACUACCUUGGCUUGACCACUGAGCUCUUCAACCCGGAGAGCCAAGCCAUCUCCUUGGUGUCGGUGGCCCAUGUUCUGGGCGAGGGUCUUCCACACAGAGGAAUCCGCAGGCAGCCUUCCCACUCUGAAGAUCUGGGCUCUGAAAAAGGUGAUGCAGAAAAGUCCAGCUUGUCUGACAUGUCUACGUCUAAAUACAAGAAAACUCGCUCUGCCUCCACCCCGCUGGCUGUUACAGGUGAAAUGUCAGCCGACCUGAACAGAGUAUAUGAACGGGCUCAAGUUUCCAAAGAAGACGCUCUGCAUCACACUGUGAAGUCUAUCCUCAAGAAGACUGUGACAAUGCAGCCCGCUCCCUCUGCUGUUUACCACUAUAGUGAUGCUGGGGAAGGAAACCUCCAGCAUAAUAAAGUUAAUGCCAUUUUCCAAGCUGCCAAAAAGGAUCUGCUACAGGUCAUCCAAAUACAGAACCCCAGUCUGCUGGAGGGGAGGGUGAAUCUUCGGCAAGUCAAAGCCGGUUCGGUCGUGGCCCGCCAGGGAGACCAGGAUGUGAAUGUGGAAUUUGUCAUCUCUGGGUCGCUCCAUGUUUACCAGCGUAUGAUAGACCGUGAGGAGGAGACCCUGCUGUUUGUCACCCACCCAGGGGAGAUGGUGGGUCAUCUGGCUGUUCUCACGGGAGAGCCCCUUAUCUUCACUGUCCGAGCUCACAGAGACUGCACCUUCCUCUCCAUAUCCAAGGCCCACUUCUAUGAGAUGAUGCGUGAGGAGCCCAGGGUGGUGUUGAACGUAGCUCACACUGUGGUGAAGAGAGUGUCACCAUUUGUCAGACAGAUUGACUUCGCACUGGACUGGAUGGCUGUGGAGGCUGGCCGUGCCGUCUACAGACAGGGAGACAAGUCAGAUAGCACCUUCAUCGUCCUCAGUGGCCGACUGCGCUCCGUCAUUGCAAAGGAUGAUGGGAAGAAGGAGCUGGCUGGAGAGUAUGGCCGUGGGGAUCUAAUUGGUGUGGUUGAGGCCCUGACCCACAUGAACCGGGCCACCACAGUCCACGCCGUCAGGGACUCAGAGCUUGCCAAGCUACCUGAGGGGGCUCUGAACUCCAUCAAGAGGAGGUAUCCUCAGGUUGUCACCAGGCUGAUUCACCUGCUGGGGCAGAAGAUCCUGGGCAACAUGCAGCAGGUCAAUGGACCCCUGGCUGCUCGAAGUCUUGCUCUCCACACCCCCACCAGCAAGUGGGAUUCUGGGAAUCCAGCGUCCAACCUGUCUACCGUGUCCAUACUGCCUGUGUCUGAGGAUGUCCCCCUCACUGCCUUCACUCUGGAGCUGCAGCAUGCUCUCAGUGGCAUCGGUCCCACUCUACUCCUGACCAGUGACACCAUCAAACAGCGCCUAGGCUCUGCUGCUCUGGACAGUGUCCAUGAGUACCGUCUGUCCAGUUGGCUCGGGCAGCAGGAAGACAUCCAUCGAAUAGUCCUCUACCAGUCUGACCCUAGCCUCACGCCUUGGACCCAGCGCUGCAUCCGCCAGGCUGACUGCAUCAUCAUUGUGGGACUGGGCGAGCAGGAGCCCACUGUGGGUGAGUUGGAGCGAAUGCUGGAGGGCAGUGCAGUACGCGCUCAGAAGCAGCUGGUGUUGCUGCACAAGGAGGAUGGCCCGCCGCCCAAAGGGACGGCCGAGUGGCUGAACAUGCGGAGCUGGAUCUCCAGACAUCAUCACCUGUCCUGCCCCCGCAGAGUGUUCUCCCGGAGGAGUUUACCUAAACUGAGAGAGUUGUACCAGCGCGUGUUUGAAAAGUCUCCAGAUCGCCAUUCCGACUUCUCUCGUUUGGCAAGGAUUCUGACAGGAAACAGCAUUGCCCUUGUGCUGGGCGGAGGGGGCGCCAGGGGUUGCUCUCAGGUCGGUAUCCUGCGGGCUCUGAAUGAGGCGGGGAUCCCUGUGGACAUGGUGGGCGGCACCUCCAUCGGCUCCUUAAUGGGAGCGCUGUAUGCUGAGGAGAAGAACAACAGUCGCAUGAGGGUCCGGGCUCGCGAGUGGGCCAUGGAUAUGACCUCUUACUUUAAGAAGAUCUUGGACCUGACCUACCCUGUUACCUCCAUGUUUUCUGGAGCUUCCUUUAACUCUGGCCUUAGCUCCAUCUUCAAGGGCAAGCAGAUAGAGGACCUGUGGCUACCAUACUUCAACAUUACAACAGAUAUCACAGCUUCCUCCAUGAGAGUUCACACUGACGGUUCGUUGUGGCGGUACGUCCGAGCCAGUAUGUCCCUGUCUGGUUACCUGCCCCCUCUCUGUGAUCCCAAAGAUGGACAUUUACUCAUGGACGGAGGGUACAUCAACAACCUGCCUGCCGAUGUGGCUCGUUCUAUGGGGGCCAAGGUUGUGAUCGCAAUCGAUGUUGGUAGUCGGGAUGAAACCAACCUAACCAACUAUGGGGACUCCCUGAACGGGUGGUGGCUGCUGUGGAAACGCUUCAACCCUCUGGCUGAGAAAGUUAAGGUCCUGAACAUGGCCGAGAUCCAAACCCGGCUUGCUUACGUGUGCUGUGUGCAGCAGCUGGAACUGGUAAAAGAGUGUGAAUACUGCGAGUACAUUCGGCCGCCCAUCGACCACUACGGCACGCUGGAGUUCGGCAAGUUUGACGAGAUCGCUGAGGUGGGAUACCAGCACGGAAAGACAUUAUUUGAUGUGUGGCAGCGCAGUGGCGUGGUGGACAGCAUGCUUAAGGACAGACAUCAGGAGGAGUUCCACAAGACCAAAACUGGCCAUGUGGUAACCUGUCCGAAUGCCUCCUUCACAGACCUGGCAGAGAUAGUGUCAAGAAUCGAACCUGUGAAGAAUGCCUUAAUCAAUGAGGAACUGUCUGAUGAAUACCAGACAGACUAUGAUGAGGAGGCGGUGGAAAGCGCUCUAUCUGACUUUGAGACGUUCAACGCCGGCAGUGAACACACAGAAGGAGAGGAGACGGCAGACACUGCUGAAACUGAUGAGGAAAUUCAAAUCCGAGUUCGACACCAGCUGAAGAAUGCCCGGCAAAGCUCGAGGCCAUGACAUCCAUCAAAGCCUGACUGCCUGUCAGGGCUGCUGAAGAUGGUCCACAACGAGCGCAUUUCAUUUCAGUAUUUCUGGAAAACUUUGAUUCACUGGGUUUGAAUUACAAACAUGUAGCCUGUUCUCUUAUCCAAUAAGCAGCCAGGUAGCUCAGUGUCUUCCUCAAAGACAGUUGCUGGAUACAGUGACUUGUUGUUAGGGAUGUCGUUUCAACUGAGAGAAGAGCCUCAAUGUUUCCUGUACCUUGUAGAGUUCAGUGGUUUAAACAGUUAAGUCUAUAUAAAUAAAAUAGGAGUAGAAGGGAUAUUCCCAUUCAAGUCAACUUAGUUGGAUGGUCAGAGCAGCAGCCAUUUUCAUGUGUACCGUUGCCUUUUUGUCCGCUGUAGCGGGCUAACAUCCUUAUGAAAUCAUCAAAGUGGCAGAUUUAGUGAGGUGAGGUUUUGCAGUAACGACUAAAACAAGGAGUGGAGUAGUUGCGUUACAGAGCGUAGAGAGGCUGAAUAAAUGAGUCAAAUGGAACAACGCAGUGCUUCAUCCACACACUCUUUUCACAGUAGCAGAGCACAUUGCUAUCAUCAGUUAGGUGACAACUUUGUUUGGCUCAUUUCCUGUUACCAUUUAAGUAUCAUGGAAUUAAGUGGCUGGCUAGCUACCUAGUGGACAGCUGGCUAGUUGGCCCCCAUCUUUCUGGAGAAGGAUGAGCUAACAUUCGUUACCUAGCUAACUAGACAGCCAUCCGUCUCCCGGGCUACGUCCGCUGUCUUCCCCGGCGAGCUGCAAAAACACUUUGUUCCCUACUGAUGUGUGUUAUCACCAUAACAACUAGCAACAAUUGCAAUUUUCUUCUGUACCAGUUAAAUUUUUCCACUUUUUUGACACAUCAGUUGUGUGUAGGGCAAUUUCUUGCUCUGUCAUAGUUAGAUAGAAUUGUACCACCACGCAAGACUUGAAAAGAUGGGUAUCUUCAUACAAGCACAUAGUGCACAACUUGAAAAUGCGCUGCAAUUUUUCUUUCAUGUAACAUAAUGUAUAUUAUGCAGUGGUACAGUUCUAUGCGUAACUGUUUCCUACGAUAAUAAGCUUGGAUCCAUAAAGCACUGUAGAGUAUGUAACAUGGGUUUUAUGUGCAUAGAAUGCACUUUAAGUAUAGUGUUAGCCUCAUAUUUUUCAUUAAUGAAGGUAUUUCUCGUCUUUCAGGGAAGGAAUAUCUAGUAUGAACAAUGACUAUAUUAAGCUUUUUUUUAUAUAAGCAAAGCAUCGGAUGUAUAUCAUGAGCGUAUUUCCUACAUCGAGCCAGACUAUUUAGAAAACAUGGAAGAGUCUAUAUUUUCUAAGUUCAAACAAUAGUACUACCAUUUGUGCCUGUCGUUCUGAGAUUUCCACACCACCCUCAGCACUGCAUGAGAAUGGCAUAAUGAAAUGGAUGUGCUGAGUGCCAGCUCUAUUUUCAGCUCAGUAACACUUCAUUUGCCAAUUCUUUAGACUUUUAGACUUUUCUUCAUGGCAGGCAUUUAAGCUGUGUUUAAUACUUUAUUUCAUACUAUAUACUUUAACCAGGGUCUGAAACUGUAUACUCCAAAAACUUAAUUAAUAACAAAUGCUUCCUUUUGGGUGUACUUUAAAAGUACAAUUAUGUCCCUCAAUGCAAAGCACAAAUUUGGGAAAUAAGGUAACAAGCAAAAUGUGAUUAUAUUUUUUGUGACCUGGACAAUGUCUUCACAAAACAAGGAGGAACAUAUUUCCUCUUUUUAUACUAGUUUUUGUUAUUGAACUUGGAUAGGAGUAAGUUUAUUAAUUAGUUUGCAUUUUUACAGGGACUCACCUAAUAUAACAGAAACUACCAGUCAGCUCAUGUAUCUUUACUGUAGACAGUACCAGAUACCUGUUAGAGAAAGUGGACUUUUUUAAUGUCAAACUCUUUGAUAGAAUGAGAUUCAUAGAACGUGAUUGCUACUGUAAAUGUGAUCAUGAUUAACACCCAGAACUAGCUAACAGUGAUACUCACAGAAAAUCACAGAACCUGCCAUUUAAUGCAACAUUAUGCUUUUUGACUCAGUGAUUCAUUGUUUUAAGUUUUUAUGACUGAAAGGUACAAAAGGAAAGAUGUUAAGAAUAUUGUGUCUUUGAUCAUAAUCUAAAUACCAAGUUUGUUUGUUGAUUUUGUGUUAAUAGAAUAUUUUCUGUUAGAUGUUGCAUCAACGGAAUAAUGCUGAAUAAUUUAGAAUAUUUAAUUAUUAGGUGAUAGUAACGUAUGCACUGAUAAAAUUAGAACGAAAAAGUCUAUAAAUUAAUAAAUCUGUGGAAUCCAAAAUUAUGAUAAAAAUGUUUGUUGAUAAUAAAAUAAAAUUGUUACUG
Messenger RNA from Anoplopoma fimbria (sablefish), 6394 nucleotides. RefSeq names its product patatin-like phospholipase domain containing 7b (gene pnpla7b). The record is from RefSeq and is a predicted model, not a curated record. The transcript has 35 exons. Bases 65 to 4039 code for a protein of 1324 amino acids. NCBI's taxonomy places the organism in Eukaryota, Metazoa, Chordata, Actinopteri, Perciformes, Anoplopomatidae. Gene Ontology annotation, molecular function: phosphatidylcholine lysophospholipase A1 activity. Gene Ontology annotation, cellular component: endoplasmic reticulum. Gene Ontology annotation, biological process: lipid metabolic process.